Molecule: messenger RNA, 3776 nt
Organism: Centruroides sculpturatus (bark scorpion)
Lineage: Eukaryota; Metazoa; Arthropoda; Arachnida; Scorpiones; Buthidae
Product: patched domain-containing protein 3-like
Exons: 4
Coding region: 226-2973 (915 amino acids)
Cellular component (GO): membrane
Source: RefSeq, a predicted model, not a curated record
CACCAAUCAGAUUUUCUGUCUAUAUUAGAGUGUUACAUAUGAGGCCCUGUAUUUAUUUGUCCAAUGGUUUGGGAUAUUCGAGAAGCCAAACAGGUUUCAAGACCUUGGCAUUAGGAAACGGCUAGCUUAUAACAACUUCUAAUCUUGAAAGUGUAGUUGGCUCUUAAACUUAAGAUCUGUACUACGUUUAAAAAGCAUCCGCCAAUUAAAAUACAGUCCAUUAUCAUGAAAUCGAACUUUAUAGAAAAGGCCGUAUCCAAGUAUCUUGGAAGAUUAGGUGGAUGGAUAGGAAGACAUCCAGUCAUCUGUAUCGUGGCACCCAUAGUAAUAACAAUAAUCUUUAGCACAGCAUUCUUUACUAUAAAGUACGAAACCAAUAUCGAAUACCUCUACACGCCCAUAAACGGUAUAAACAGGAGGAAUGGCCAAUAUUUAAAGAACAUGUUCCCCAAUGACGUAGCUACCAAUUUCGAACCCGGUCGCAUGACGAGUUUCGGUCAAUGGGUAUGGAUUAUUGUGUUGAAUAAGGACGAAGGUUCCAUGCUACGUACGUCGUCACUCAAACAAUUAAUUAAAGUGGACGAUUUCGUACAAAAUAUAACCAUCAGGAAGGACAAGAGAGUGUACACGUUCGGCGACUUGUGUGCUAAGAAGGACGACGAAUGCUACCUCAACCCCAUAAUAUCGGUCGCGAGAAUGACUGAUCAUGUAAAUGACGGUACAAAAUUUGUAAAAUAUCCAAUAGAUCUUGAUCUAUCGCGUUAUAAUUAUACAUAUUACGCUCUCAAUCUCGGUGGUGUGACGUCUGACGGUGACAAAGUCAAAGCGGCUAAAGCAGUCAGGUUGGUGUAUUUCCUGGACGAUUCUACCACCCAACGAAACCAGCUUUCCGAGAGAUGGCAACUCAAAGUUGUCGACGAAUUGCUGAAGAAGGAUUUCGAAAACUUAACUGUCACUAUGUUUACUACCAUGUCCAUCGAUAGUGAAAUGCAACGAGUGGUCGAAGGGCGCUUCUUUCUCUACUCUAUUUCGGUGGCCUUCAUGGUCAUUUUUGCCAUUUUAACCACCAUAAGUACUGAUUGGAUCCAUAGCAAACCGUGGAUCGGUAUCUUUGCUACCUUUUCCUGUGGUUUGGCACUAACCACGGGCUUUGGCAUAUGUAUUUAUUGUGGAGUUCCUUACAUCCAUAUCAACAUCGCUUCCGGCUUCCUAAUGUUAGGUAUCGGUAUGGAUGAUAGUUUCGUCAUACUUUCAGCAUGGAGAAGAACGAGCAAAAAGAAAUCAGUGGAAGAUAGACUAGCAGAAACUUAUUCUGAAGCAGCAGUUUCCAUAACUAUCACCUCUUUAACUAAUUUAAUAUCAUUUUUAAUUGGAAUAAUUACACCAUUUCCAUCAAUUCGCAUCUUCUGUUUAUAUACAGCAAUCACAGUGGUAGCCACUUAUCUAUAUCAAUUAAUAUUUGUUGGAGGAUGUUUAGCAGCUUGUGGUCUAGCUGAAGAAAAUAAUCGUCAUUCUUUCACUUUUCUUCGGAUUCCUUCAGAAUCUUCAUCAAAGAACAGGAAUUAUUUCUACAAGAUCUUCUGUACUGUUAAAGAUCGUGAGAACAGUCACGACGUGAAGAAUCACUUCUUAAUGGUCUUCUUUAGGGAUCAAGUCGGUGGAUUUUUAACCAAAAAAUAUACAAAAAUUGCAGUAGUUAUCGUAUUUAUUAUAUAUUUAGCCGUUGCAAUAUGGGGAUGCACAAUAGUCACGGAAGCCAACGACAUAAGGAAUUAUCUACCCCAUCAUUCCUACGCUACGGAAUUUUUUCAUAAUUUUAACACGUAUUUUAACAAAUAUAGGGAUAGGAUACAAAUAGUCAUCGAUAAAGAAUUAGAUUAUUCGGAUAUUAAUGUACAAAACGAAGUGGAAGAGUUGCUACAGAAGUACGAAGCUAGUUCUUACGUGGGGGAACCCAUAUUGACAGAAUCGUGGUUACGUUAUUACUUGAUCUUCUUGAAGGAUAAAAGAAUGGCACACAUUGUUAAAAACUUUAAUAUCACUUCAAAACAAGACUUUUUAACUAUAUUAAGAAGAAUAUUUCUGCUACACCCCUCGACGAGACACUUCAAGGAUGAUAUCAUCUUCAAUGACAACUACACGGAGAUCGUUGCCAGUAGAUUCCUCUUGCAGACUAACAUCACCACCAUCGAUCACACAGAGAAAUACAUGGUACAAGAACUCAGGGAUAUCGCUGCCAGUGCUUCAUUUCCAGUACUAGUAUUUUCACCCGUUUUCAGUGUCAUCGAUCUAGUGUUCGUAGUGGUACCCACCACCAUACAAACCACCAGCAUUGCCGCUGCUGUGAUGAUAAUCGUGUGCUUUAUCUUCAUACCAAACUUAUCGUGCGCCCUGUGGGUGGCUGUUUCAGUCAUCUCGAUAGAAAUCGGUGUCGUGGGUUACAUGGCACUGUGGAACGUCUCGCUGGACGCUACCUCCAUGGUAAUAUUAGUGAUGUGUAUAGGAUUUUCUGUGGAUUAUUCUGCACACAUAUCGUACUGUUACAUCAAAGCCAAAGGUGAUAUGCCGGACGAAAAGUUAAAAGAAGCUCUAUACGCAGUGGGCAUGGCCAUUUUUCAAGCUGCCUUCUCUACGUUAAUAGGUGUGGUUUUUAUUAGCUUGGUACCGGCCAUGACUUUCUUCAUACUGUUCAAGGUGAUAUUUUUAGUGGUAUCCUUCGCAUCUUUACACGGUAUGAUAUUUCUACCCGUCUUCCUCUCCAUCACCGACCAGAUAAUUCUACGCUUUAAUAGUGGUAAAGCAACAAUUACAAAUAACAAAAGUCUAAGUGACGUUUUUAGUAGUGAGAAAGGACAAGUGAUAUUAUCCAGAGCUAAUUGGAUAAUGAGUACCAACACGUGCCAUUCUGGCCCUUACAUCAAUCACCCUAUAGCUGGUCCUCAAGUCAAUCUGGCCUUUGUAUCCGAUAGGUGAUAAUUGACAUGUGACGUCACAAGUACAUAUAUAUAUAUAUUUAAAUGUAACAAUCGAGUAAUAAUCCAUGUAUAUAAAUAUAUAUAAUAGACCUUAAAUUUUAUGUGCUGGUCACGUGUAAGCACUUACGAUACAUUAAUGAAUCUCUUUCCAAUCUCGUUUCCUAUUUUAACAUUAAUUUUAGGUCAACUCAGGGCCAGCAAAAGCGUGUUUUCUUGAAAAUAGACACGAUUUCAUGAAAAAUCGAACUGAAAUUUAUUACUUUUCAUGCUCAUGUCACAACAAUAACGAAUGUAUUUCGCAGACGUUACAGAAAAUGGUCAUCAGAAGUACCUGAAAGAUGAAGCGAAAAGACGAUUUAAUGAGCAAUAUAAUUAUAUGUACUUAUUUAUACAUUCAUGUGCAACAAGCUAACGAUCGUUUUAAUUCGGAAAGUUUCAGUUGAGUGCAAUUCUAUAUUUAGUCCAAUUUAAUUCUAUAUAUUUUUUUAAAUACAGCAUCAACUUUCACAUCAUUAUAAAAAAAAUCAACAUAUUAUUUUAAAAAAAUAUUAAAAAAUAAAGUUUUUUCGUAACAUUAUUUUCUAUAAACAUUAAAAAAAAAGUAUAUGGCACUAAAAAAAUUCAAAUAUUUCUUCUUUAUCAAGCGUGAUUUUUCAUAGAUCGAUACGCAGCGAUGGGAUAUUAACUUGUGACGUCACAAGAAUUGUAACCAAUGUUCAAAUUUAGUAACAAACAAUUCGUGUGCCAUAUUCUCUGCCAAUGUAUACACAACUUCGCCAAAAAAUAAAAAAAAAAUAAAUA